AUGACGCUCUCGGGCGCGGCGCCGCGCGCAAAGGCGGAAGCGAUCGUGAAUCCACAGCCCAUCGACGAGGGGUGGUUGAGGUUUUACGGCGAAGCGACGUCGUCGUCCUCGUACGGCGGCUACGGCGGCAACGAGAACAAUUUCGAUAAGUUCAAGUACUACUACGACGUUCCGCAGGGAUGGGAGCAAGACACGGUGAACAAGGUGGAGAAAUCGACGAACGGCACGGACAAUCGCUGGAAGUCGAAAAAGAACAAAGACGCGAAGGUUUAUUCGAUCACGUUGGCAGGGUACGGAAAGUUGAAAGAAGACCGCGAGGCUAUUAUCAGCGACUUGGCGUUGAGCGAUUAUAACCUGCAAGAUGCGAUCAUCGGCGCAGAUUCGUUCGUGACGAAGGAUCGCGACGUCGACGGGCAGACGUACGUGGACUACGACCUAGUGGGAUUUUAUGGAAACAUUUUCGCUUCCAUCACCGUGUACGGGGGACGACUGUACUCCGUGUUCGCCUUCGUACCCGAGGGCGAGAGUGUCGAAGCGGGACGGCGCAUGAGAGAUAGUUUUGCGACCAUUAACAACAAAACUGAGCAAGAAACCGCCGCCGACAUGGCGUUUUAUCGCAGAUCGUGA
This is a messenger RNA of Ostreococcus lucimarinus CCE9901, 627 nucleotides long. RefSeq lists its product with no specific name. The transcript has a single exon. The coding region runs from base 1 to 627 and encodes 208 amino acids. Lineage: Eukaryota; Viridiplantae; Chlorophyta; Mamiellophyceae; Mamiellales; Bathycoccaceae. The record is from RefSeq and is a predicted model, not a curated record.